This is a messenger RNA of Ahaetulla prasina, 11540 nucleotides long. RefSeq names its product vacuolar protein sorting 25 homolog (gene VPS25). Gene Ontology annotation, biological process: protein transport to vacuole involved in ubiquitin-dependent protein catabolic process via the multivesicular body sorting pathway. Bases 96 to 830 code for a protein of 244 amino acids. Gene Ontology annotation, cellular component: ESCRT II complex. The transcript has 6 exons. NCBI's taxonomy places the organism in Eukaryota, Metazoa, Chordata, Lepidosauria, Squamata, Colubridae. The record is from RefSeq and is a predicted model, not a curated record. Gene Ontology annotation, molecular function: structural molecule activity; protein homodimerization activity.
GGUUCCCUUCCGAGCAGGAAGGGAGGUGGAGUUAUUUGUAGGACGGACCAGAAGUUAGUCCUCCAAGGCGGAGGUUCCGUUCGGUCUCAGCGGCGAUGAUGAGUUUCGAGUGGCCCUGGCAGUACAGUUUCCCGCCAUUCUUUACGUUGCAGCCCAAUGUGGAUACAAGGCAAAAACAGCUGACAGCAUGGUGUUCCUUAGUGCUCUCAUAUUGCCGCCUCAACAAGCUCUAUACUAUGACUGUUCCAGAGGCUCAAGAGAGUCCAUUGUUCAACAAUUGGAAAUUGCAACGAAAACUCUCAUUGGAAUCCAUCCUUGUUGUGUUAGAGGAGCUCAGGAAAAAAGGGAAUCUUGAAUGGCUUGACAAGAACAAGUCUAGCUUUCUUAUCCUGUGGCGAUGUCCAGAGGAAUGGGGCAAACUAAUUUACCAAUGGGUUUUGAAGAAUGGAUUGACAAACUCGGUUUUCACACUGUAUGAGUUAUCCAAUGGCGAGGAUACAGAGGAAGAAGAUGACACCAAGCUGGCAGGAAUAGCCAACACUCCAGAAGAUAGGCUCAAGAUACAGAAAGAUCUUGACAGACUAGAAGAUUGGGCGCUAUCUAACAAAAUGAAAUUCAACAGUGAAAAAAGUAAGGUUCUACAUUUUGGCCAAAAAAACAAAAUGCACAGGUACCGGAUAUGUGGUACCUUGCUCAAUAGUAGUAACUGUGAGCGGGAUCUUGGAGUCCUAGUGGACAACCAUUUAGAUAUGAGCCAGCAGUGUGCAGCAGCUGCCAAAAAAGCCAACACAGUUCUGGGCUGCAUAAACAGAGGGAUAGAAUCAAGAUAGAUCAUGUGAAGUGUUAAUAAAAAAGAUGUGAAGACUCUAGAAAGAGUGCAGAGAAGAACAACAAAGAUGAUUAGGGGACUGGAGGCUAAAACAUGUGAAGAAUGGUUGCAAGAACUGGGUAUGCCUAGUUUAUUGAAAAGAAGGACUGGGGGAGACAUGAUAGCAGUGUUCCAAUAUCUCAGGGGUUGCCACAAAGAAGAGAGAGUCAAACUAUUCUCCAAAGCCCCUGAGGGUAGAACAAGAAGCAAUGGGUGGAAACUAAUCAAGGAGAGAUGCAACUUAGAACUAAGGAGAAAUUUCCUGAACAAUUAAUCAGUGGAACAACUUGCCUGCAGAAGUUGUAAAUGCUCCAACACUGGAAAUUUUUAAGAAAAUGUUGGAUAACCAUUUGUCUGAAAUGGUGUAGGGUUUCCUACCUGGGCAGGGGGUUGGACUAGAAGAUCUCCAAGGUCCCUUCCAACUCUGUUAUUAUUUUUUUAAAUAAUUCUAUUCCUUCUCCCUGCUCUCAAAAACAAUUUGAAAAACUGUUGUAGACUGAUAUGAAGACCAUAAAAAUUGACAUAAGGGGAGAUUCCACUUCUUCCACUCUCUUUGAUUUCAAAGAAGAACUUCAUAGGAUGAGAACAAAAUGGAGCCAGCAAAACUACUAAUUACAGCAUUACAAAUUAAUGAAUGCUCUUAUACCUCCUUCAUUUUCGAAGGAGGACUAGAAUUAUUUAAUCAUGACUUUUAAGUCAUGCUUAAUGUAAGCCAUAGAACAGGUUUUUUGUUAAGAAACUUAAUUCCAGAGAUCUAUGUUUGGACAAUAUAGGUAGUCCUGGUUUAGCCAUCAUAAUUGGGACUAGCAAUUUAGUCAUUAAGCAAAGCAGUCACUAAGUGAAACUGCAGCUGUGCUUAUGAUGUUAAGCUUUCCUUUCCUUUCCAGAACUGUGAAGAUUGCAAAUGUGAGGAUUGCUCAAAAAAUUACUUUUUCAUACUGAUAUAACAAGGACUAUCUCUAUUAAAUUGUGAUGUGAUUUAGUGCAGAGGUUCUCAAAUUAUAUGUUGGAAUCUUCUGGGAGAAUCAUGUGCAACUCAGAAGAGAGUUCCAACUUUUUAAAAAUGUUGGCUCAGACAUGGUUAUCAAGCCCAGAUUUCAAAGUAUUACUAACUACAAUGAAAUAAUUAGCAAUCAAGGGAUGUUGCCCAAAUUAAAUUUUCAUCAUAAGGGACCAUAGUAUUGCGAAAUUGGAGAAUGCUGAAACUGUUUUUUAGACAAGGUCAUUAAUAGCUUUUGCUAUUAUUAACAUCAGUUAUAAUUUACCAAACAAAUUAUCUAGCUAAAUUGCUGUGGAAUCCUCAGCACUCCACUAGCAUUUAGAUUACAAAUAUUAUACAACCAGAUAAAAUACAUUUAUUUAAACUCAAGCAAUCUGAAUGCUUUCAUCUGGCAUCAAAUAGAUAUAAUGAUUUUUCAGGUUUGAAGAAGACACGCUGUUGUAUAAUUCAUCUUGGGCAUGGAGGAGCCUCGUAGUUCUUGUUUGGAAGUACAGAAUAGUUCGAGGGGGGCACUAGAAGUCCGUUGUUGCAGUAACUGGAUGUUUCUCUGUGAUGCUAUUCAUGGUUUGUAUCAGAUUUUGGCAGCAGCUGUCUUCAAAAUCAGUGGAGGCUUCAUAGGGUACCACCACAGGUUCUUUUCAGCAGUGGCAGUUUCUAGUGUUCUUAGCGGAAUGUCACAGUGAAAUACAAUUUCUUUCAUAACAAUUUUGUAGCGUUGCCAUGGUCUGUCUAAGCAGCUCUUUCCAGAUUUUGAUACACUACACACCAACUGGCAAGGUAUACAAUGGUCAUCCAUUCUAAUGAUGUUUCCCAGCCACCUAACCCAAAUAAUCGGGGACACAAUGCUGAUGGACCAGGUACGAUCCAAGACCUUCAGAUUGGAGACAUGCCAACAAAUGCCAAGGAUGGAGCAGAAAGCACAUAGCUCUCUAUUUCAGAGAGAAAUUUCUAGAGUUGUUUGAUAUGCCUAGUUGACAGAGUUCAGGAUUCAGAUCCAUAUAGGAGAGAAGGGAUAAUCACAGUUCUGUAGACAUUCACAUUUGGGAAGAUACAGAUGUGUUGUUUGAGCACUCAUCUACAUAUCCAUCCUGGCUCCCCUUGCUGAUCCUGGAGUCAAUUUAUUUGUCCAGAGACCCAUCACUCAAGAUGAUGCUUCCCAAAUAUUUGAAACAUUUGUCAGCUGAAUGUCAUCAACAGUGAUUUUUGGUCCUAUGGGUUUGGAAUUUGGAAUGGACCGAUAAAGUCUUGUUCAAACUGAUAGGCCAAAGAGCAUAGCAACAUCUGAAAAUUCGUUCAAUAUUACAGAAAUCACUGUCUUUGCAUCUGAAGUAGAAAGUCAUCAUCAAAGAGGGUUUCCUGAAUAACUAUAUGAGGGACUUUGUUCGAGCAUCAAAGAUCAGAGAGAACUGUCCAGUUGGUACCUAAAGUAGCGCUCUCCUUCAGAUCCUGGAUAGCACGUAACAUCCAAGCAAAGAACAGAUGGAAUAGGACUGGGGCUAGGCACACAACCCUGUUUUAUCCCAUGAAAUGGCAAAUGCAGCUGAUUUAUUACUAUUAUAAAAAACAUAUGUCCAUUCUGUCAUGAAUCAAUUUCAUGAAUUUCUUCCAUAACGGCUCAGAAUGACCCAGAGAGCCUCCCUGUUUACAGGGGCAAAUGCCUUUGAAAGGUCAAUGAAAACAGAGUAAAGAGGUUUGUUCUACUUCAUGCACUUCUCCUGAAUUUACCUUAUGGGAAAUAACAUUGCAAAUAUCCAUUCUGGCCAAAAGCCACCUACACCUCUGGGAGGUUUCUUUCUGAAAAAGUGACAAGUCUGUACUUGCCUAUGAUGGACCUCAGUGAGAUACUGUUGUUUCUGUAGUCUGAUUUGCUUCUUAUGUUUGACAGCCACAGUGAGGGGCUUAGGAUGCCAUCCUGCCCUGUUGCUUAUUUAAAUUCAUCUAUGCUUUCUUGAUUUCAGUAGAGGAAGGCAUGUCUAGAGCAUCCAAAACUGGCAGCUGAAGAAUCUGCCAUAGGACAGCUUGAUCAACUGUGGAUGUCCUAUUGAGUAGGUCUAAAAAUAUUUAAUCCAUUGGUUUUUCAGUUUUUCCUGGUCCUAAAUGCUUUCACCUGGCUUCAAAUGUAAUCAAUAAAAUAGUUCCACAACAUUAUAGCUAUUCAGCCAAUAGCUUAAGAUUCACAACUGAGAAACAGCAGACAAAUGUAUAUCUGUUGCAUAAAUAGUCAGAAAUAUCAUAGUUCUUCAACUAAUUAUAUUGCCAGUCCCAGGCCUGAAGUGCUACCAGUUCGCACCAGUCCAGGCUAACCGGUAGCAGCGGUGGAAUAUGGUUUGGUGAACUGGUAGCGGCAGCAGCACAAAGGUCCACCACCUGCCUGGAUGAUGUUACUUCCUGGUUUUAACACAAAACUAACCGGUUUUUGACCCUCUGCAAAUGCACAGAAGAUUUUGCGCAUGCACAGAGGGUCCAAAAUUGUAUGUGAUGCACGCACAUGGAGCGCGCACUUCCAAACCGGUAGGGAAAGUAAGUAGAUAACACCCCUGGCUAGUACCACCCUUUGCAGCUUAAGUUGUGGGGAAAAAGUAGUGAAAUAGGCCAACCCAUUUAUUGGUUCUGAGGAGAUGGCAACAACUGGUGACAGAAACUAAUUUUGUAGAAUAUAGUUUGUGGAUAGGAGGGGCCAAGGUUUGCUAAAAUGAUUUAGAGAUUGAACCUGUUGCAGAAAAAAGUUUUAACAACUUGCAGUGCUGCAGUCAUAUGAUCUUUAGCCCAUAUCCCAAUUAGUCCAGCUUUCAAUAGCAAUGUGAUAUAUAUCUGGAUAAUAAAUGAGGAGUCUAAUAAUGGACAACUCACGGAGCAGGAAAAAAACCUUCCAAAGUAGGCUUUUAGUGUCAAUACUGGAAAGCCAAUUAUAAAAUAAAUGUAUAAGAUUCCAAUCAAAUUCUGGUCUGUGCAUUUUACAUCAAUGGAAUAUUUCAAAUAACUUUUAAAUACAUCCCAAUAGAGAAUGAACUAGAUAUGAUUUAAAUGUGUCUGGUACUGAGAGAAUGCUUUUUCCAAUUGAAGAUUCAAUGGUAUGCCAAAAGGGGCUGUACACAUAUGCUCCUGAUCAUUGCUUUUAUUGCUCAUAUCUGUCAUUUGGUGGUGGUUCCAAAAUGUGUGACUUCAGGGCCAAGGAAAUAGAAAAAAAUUAAAAACAGGGAGCAGGCAGGUAGGCAGCUGGUCUGAUCAUUAUACUUACUGGCAUUUUCAAGGCAGCAUCCAUAUGGAAGGGGUGUUUAUUUGUAGGUGGCUCCUGAAUUGUUUUAAAUUUCCCAAAGGGCUGAGAUGGGAUAAGGUUGGAGCUUGGAGUUAUGUUGGCUGCACUGAAGAAGAUAGGCUGUAGUGCCAGAUUUUUGUUUUUAUUUGUAAUGCUUUUUGUUAUUUAUGUUAUUUCUGUAUGAAAUAACUUCUGUAUAGCUUCUGUUACGAGCCACUCCAAUUGUAUUUCUUAAAAAUGGGCAACCAUAUAAGGCUUUUAUACAGAUAAAUAAAAUUCCUCUGAAUUUGGCCUGAGAUAGAAUAGUAGUUUCCCAAUCUUGUUCCUGACAGCAUUCCAGAGCUGAGAUGAAAGGCUUUACUGUUGCCAACUGAAUUAUUUUCAAUUACCAUGACAUGGGAGUCUGUGGAUGGAUGGACGAAUAAGCAUAUAAAAUAGGAGUUUCCUGGAGGCAAAAAAAACUUGCCAGAAAGUACUGGGACUAAGCUGUUAUGGAUACAGCAUCAAAUAUGUUGGUGCUCCACUAACAUCAGAAUACAUCUAAUACAGUAGUCAACAUUUUUAUACCUACUGCCCACUUUUGUAUCUCUGUUAAUAGUAAAAUUUUCUAAGCGUCCACUGGUUCGGGGGAAGAUGCACGAGCUAUUCUUGGACUUGGCUCUUUUGUUUGCAGUCGCACUAUAGCGCCAUUUAGUUUCACUUAUGUAAUGCCUCUGGUGGCUCAACAGACUAAUGCAGUCUGUUAUUAACAGCAGCUGCUUGCAAUUACUGCAGGUUCAAGUCCCACCAGGCCCAAGGUUGACUCAGCCUUCCAUCCUUUAUAAGGCAGAUAAAAUGAGGACCCAGACUAUUGGGGGCAAUAAGUUGACUUUGUAUAUAAUAUACAAAUGGAUGAAGACUAUUGCUUGACAUAGUGUAAGCCGCCCUGAGUCUUCGGAGAAGGGUGGGAUAUAAAUGCAAAUUAAAAAAAAACGUGAACUAAACUUAUGCCCAGGCGAUAUAAAUAGUAUACUUUCAGAAAUUUAAAUUGUCACGGGGAAUUUUAUGAAAACCUAAUGAAAAUGCUUUUAAAUAAUGCUAUGAUUUUUUUUCAAAGUCAAUUAAAUUAAAGGAAAAGGAAAGUGCUUCAGUAUCAGACAAAACCCCUGGAAAGCUGGAACGCCCACUAGUGGGCAGUAGGGACCAGGUUGACUACCACUGAUCUAAUACAUCAGAACUGAAGAAGGCAUUUCAUUGCAAACAAUAUAAGCCUAGGAAAAAUUAGAAUGGAACAAACAGGUAUUACAUUGAGACUGGAUCUCAUAGUUACAGAAUGGUUGUGCUGCAUUCUGGUUUACUGAAGAAUCAAACUAUAUGAAAUGUAGCAAAUUAAAUAUACUUAAUACACAAUUUAGAAAGUUUUUCAAAAAUCAUCUGAAAGCAUCAAUUUUUCAUAAACUAUUUGAAAGUGCCAAGUUCAAGCACAAUGGCUGAGACUUAGGAUGGAAUAUCUUGGGUCUCAAAUCAGUGAUGGGUUUCUACCAGUUCACCCCAGUUCAGGCAAACCAGUAGUAGCGAUGGUGGGAGGCUCUGCCCACCCACCUGGAUGUCAUCACGGAUGCUCUGCACAUGCGCUCCCAAUUCCAAACCGGUAGCAAAGGUAAGUGGAACCCACUACUAUCUCAAAUCUCCUCUCCCAGAAUCUCUUUGUGUCUUCACGUUUUUUUGUCAGGGCAACCUGGUUUAUCCAAUUAUGGGACCGAGCAUCCUGCUUCUGUUUUCACCUUUCAGCCCCAAUCCUAGAGCCUUCACAGGCAGUCACUUUUGCAAAUAACUAUUUUUGUGUUGAAUUUAUGUUUUACAGACAAAGAAAUAAAAGGAGAUUAGUAAAGAUCUAUUUUAAGAUAUUUAGCUCUCAUCAGUUAGCGAUACCCUUGUGGGAUUUAAACCCCAUGGCUUAGAGGUUAAUAAUGCAUCUCCCUAAUAUGCAAGUAGUCUGGAUUCAAAUCCCAAGAGAGUAUGGCUAACUGAUGAGAGCUAAAUGACAAAAAACACUUUAAAUUUUCAGUAGUGUAACUUCCCAGCUGUAGACUUUACUGUAUAAGUGUGACUAGAUGUUUAACCUUUUUUCUUUGCUUGAAAAGUAGGCUAAUUUUAGCAGUGAUAAACAGUUAAGUAUUUAAGGAGAAGACAAGAUAUUUGGGAAGCUGAUAGACAGAUCACUAAUUCCCCACAGGAAGUAUUCAAUAAGGAAAGCCAGAGCGAGCCGGAGAACCCCCACAACUUAAAUAAAUAAAUAAGCGGCUAGACCAGUCAUGGCUAACCUUUUCUGGACCAAGUGCCCAAAGUGUGCAUGCGCAGGCAUGAAUCCGCAUGUGCGUGCCCAAAAUGCAAUGCUUAUGCAGUCCCCCGCAUGCACAUGUGAUUCCCUGCACAUGCCCCACCCCCAGUGCAUGCAUGAUAAGUGACCUGAAGACCAGCUGGCCAAAGGCAGGCGCACGCAGAUGUGUGACAGAGCUGAACUGGGGCAACAGCUUGCUUGCUCACAGAGAGGGUGCUGCAUGCCACUUCUGGCACGCGUGCCAUAGGUUCGUCAUCACGGGACUAGACUAUCCAAUAGCCACUGUAAAGCAGAGAAGCCAGGGAGAGCAGGGAGCAAGCCAGGCUAGCCACAACGAAGGGAGGUCAAUCUCCCUAAGACCAAAGGCGAAGCUCCCAAAGGCUGCACAUGCACAUGAGCACGUGAGUCAAUCAGGGAAGAAGGGAAUUCUACCAUCUGGCUGCCCAGUUCAAUCCAGCAUACAAGAGGUGCAACUCUGCAAACCUGCAAAAAACGCCAUGGUGAGUGCACAAAAUAAAUAAAUAAUUUAAUUUUUUUAAGAAACUUCCUCACUGACCGCACCAGUGCCUUCACAGCAAAUCUACCAUGCCACGCAAAUACUCUACUGCCAAACCCCCACCCAAAAAGAUUAUGACCCACACGAUUCCUGUGUGUGCUUCAUCUGUACAGAAGCAUUCAAGGAGGAUGAGAGUACCAUGAAGUGCUCCCGAUGCGACACGUAUGCUCACCACAAGUGCUUGAGGUUAACCAAAGGCGUAGCCCAGUUUCUACAAUCACCUUCAGUUAAAACCUCCCAGUUUGCGUUUCCACUAUUCUGCUCAUCAUGCAAGCCCAGACUGGACAAAUCUAUUAUUCUACUUGAACGGGUUGACACCAUAGAAGCACUAUUAGCAUCCCUCGAAGAAAAAGAAAUAACAAAGAAAAGCGAAGCUCCAACAUCCCGAAAUCUUAUCCCAACCCAACUACCCCAGCUGCAAGAAACCAGUAAACCUCUGAGUAACAUUUCCAUUCUUGUCAAAGAUGCAACUGAACGUGAACAGAAGCAUCCCAAAGCUAUCUUAUUUGGACUGAUGGACACCAACAAAUCUGAUGGCAUCACAAAGGUUCUUAACAUCAUCAACAACUUCCAGGCAUCAACCAUCUCCCCCAAUGAAAUCAUUGACGUUUCCUGUGAUGGCCCUGAGCUCAAGAACAGUGACGGCUCGGUGGCCCCACUUCUGCAGAAUUGUUUGCAAGACCGAAACCAGCAAACACAAUACAAUAAACUCACUCGCCAAAAGCUGCACAAACCAUAAGAAACUUCGUUCGUGGCCUGACCUGUUCAUACUACAACAUGCCUGCACUUGCAAGCUCUGCUUGGAGCUCAAAAGACACCAGGACUAAGGAGAGCCUGACCUGUACAUAGACUACCACACUGACUGCAUCAAAUGCAAAAUCAGCGGCCAGCGGCCCAACAACCGCCCCCCCCAAAAAAACCAAAAGUAGGCAUGCACGCCCCCAACUUCCUCCAGGUCCACCCCUACAAACCUUAAAUGCAAGCUACUUAACACGAGAAGCCUUGCAAACAAAAUACCCAAAUUCCUCCUGCUAUUAAAUGUGGCCCUACUUGACCUUAUUUUUGUCUGCGAGAUAUGGUUGAAUGUAUCCUUUCCAGAUUCCAUUAUCACAGUAAGUAACUAUCACGUUUUCCGGUGUGACCAUGAAAACCGUAGAGGGGGUGGUGUUGCUAUCUUCUAUAAAAAAAGUCCCUAAAUCUGAAAAAGAUUAAAGUCACACAGAGCUUGCUUUUCCUGAGACCAUUGUCUGCUAACUGUCCCUAAAUAGCAUAGUUCAUUUCUUGUUAUGUUACAGAGCCCCUGAUUACGACCUUGGUCAUACGAAAAAGCUAAUUGCACUACUAACGUGGGCAGCUUCUUGCUCGCACCCCCUUAUCUUUCUUGGUGACCUCAGUUUGCCUCUUAUUAAUUGGACUCUAAAUGAAUGUACAAUCGAACCUAUACAUGCAACCCUGUACAAUGCUGUUACAAUUCUGGGGCUGGAUCAGUUGGUAAUGAACAGCACCAGGCUCAAUAACUGCUUAGAUUUCAUCUUCUGCAAUAGUUUAAACUCAAUUUAUAGCCUACAAGUUAAAGAACCUUUUUCCAACAGUGACCAUAGCAUGAUUGAUUUUUGUCUCAUUUUAGGUCCUCACAAAAAGGGUCAUAAUGAUGGGACCCCAAAUUACAACUUUAAAAAAGCCAACUAUGAUUUCAUAGUUGCUGACUUCACAUCUCAAUUGGCACCUUCUGUUCACAGUUUGUAAUACUGCAGAAGACCAUUAUAACACUUUUUUACUCAAUGUCAAUAGAGUCAUUAACCUAUAUGUACCAAUAAGAACCCCUAAAGCCCCCCCCCCAAAAAAUUACCCAUAACAAUAAGAAAGCUACAAUUCAAGAAAAAAUCUCUUUGACAAGAAAACAAAACUUUAACUUUAAAAACUGCUAUAAAGCCCUAUGCCACCAGAUAAAGGUAGAAUGUACCAACCACCAUUGCAAGGAGGAAGAGCUGUUACACUCAAAAUCCACCAGAGCCUUCUACUAUUUCGUAAAUGCCAAACUUAGACUCGAAAACUAUUCCACCCCUAAAAGGGCCUAACAGGGAAGACUGUAACAAUAAAGCUGUUAAGGCCAACCUCUUCAAUAUGUUCUUCAGUUCAGUCUUUGUCGACAGCAAUUGCUGCCACUCCACAUUUCCUAAUCGCACCAUAACUAAUUGUAACGAUUUACUGCACAUUGACUUUACAGUAGAUAAUGUUGAAAUGGCACUACAUAACGUAAAGUCAUCUCUAUCUAUUGGCCCUGAUGGAUUAUGUGCCUACUUCUUAAAAAAACUUGCCACUGCCAUAGCUGAACCUCUAUGCACAAUCUACAAGGUAUCUUUCAGAACCAGCUCAUUGCCCGACCUAUGGUCAUUAGCCAUGGUCAUACCUAUCUUUAAAAAGACACCCUAGUCUAGUAGAAAAUGACAGACCAAUCUCUUUGUGUUGCAUCACCUGUAAAGACAUGGAAUCAAUUAUAAUCCAUUACCCUCCACUUAGAGAUAAACAUCCUGCUUUCUAACAAGUGGUUUGGUUUCAAGAAAAAAUUGUCCUGUAAUCUGCAACUCCUACACUGCAGAAACAUUUGGACCACACAUCUUGACCAGGAUAAAGCAAUAGAUACAAUCUACAUAGACUUCUGCAAAGCCUUUGAUUCAGUGGUGCAUGACAAACUACUGUCAAAACUUAACAGUUGAAUAAGGCAUUUCUGGAUCCCUACACAAAUGGAUAGCCCCAUUCCUGUCAAACAGGUAACAAGUAGUCAAAAUAGGGAAGACCCUAUCAAAUCCGGCACCAGUUAACAGUGGUGUUAACAACGCCCCAAGGAGCAUUCUAGGACCCAUACUCUUUCUGCUUUACAUCAACGACCUAUGCAAUCACAUUAAAAACAGCUGCGUCCUCUUCGCUGAUGACGUAAAAUUAUUUAACACCACUGACAAUGCUGCUGCUUUACAAAGCGACCUCGACUAUGUGUCAGAAUGGUUGUGCAAUUGGCAACUCCAAAUCUCAACUAAUAAAUGCUCUGACCUUCAAAUUAGCAAUAAAAAUCAGAACACCAAAUAUACGUUGGGCGGAAAUGACCUUGUAGACAACCCUCACCCUGUCAAGGACCUAGGAGUAUUCAUCUCAAAUGAUCUAAGCCCCAGAGCUCACUGUAACUAAUUACAAACACUGCAGCAUUACCAAAAAGGCAUUAAGAAUUGUUAAUCUGAUUUUGUGAAGCUUCUUCUCUGGUAACUCUAUAUUGCUAACUAAGGCGUACAAAACCUUUGCCAGACCAAUUCUCAAAUACAUCUCAUCUGCCUGGAAUACACACUGUAUAUCGGACAUUAAUACAAUUGAGCGGGUGCAGAGGUAUUUCACAAGAAGAGUACUCUACUCCUCUACUUGCAAUAGAAUGCUUUAUGCCACCAGGUUUCAAAUUUUGGGCUUGAACAACCUGAAAUUGUCUGAUCUAAACAUAGUACCUAAAAUUGUCUGCUAUAACAUCUUACCUGUCAACGACUUCUUCAGCUUCAA